Molecule: messenger RNA, 6636 nt
Organism: Cladocopium goreaui
Lineage: Eukaryota; Dinophyceae; Suessiales; Symbiodiniaceae
Source: the annotation of a GenBank genome assembly
AUGUGGCUGACGAUUGUCGACACCGCGAUACGUCGCAAGGUUGACGCGGUGGUGCUCACCGGCGAUGUGGUCGAUCGCGAGAAUCGUUUCUUCGAAGCCAUCGGUCCGCUGGAGCGCGGAUUGCGUCAACUCGGAGAGGCGGGCAUCGAUGUAUUUGCCGUCUCGGGCAAUCACGAUUUCGAUGUGUUGCCCCGCCUGGCCGACACGCUGGGGCAAUCCACCUUCCACCUGCUGGGCCGCGAGGGAACUUGGGAAACGGCCGAACUCAAGGGGGACGGCAAACCCUGCGUGCGGUUUCUGGGCUGGUCGUUUCCGGAAGAGCAUGUGCGGAUCGAUCCGCUGGAACAGCUCACUGAGAUCGAACCGAGUGAGUUGCCGACGAUCGCCUUGGUGCAUGGCGAUUUGGAUGUCCCACAGAGUUCGUACGCCCCGCUGUCUUCAAGCCGCCUGCGGGCGCACCCGUUCUCCGCGUGGUUGCUGGGCCAUGUGCAUGCUCCUCAGUUGAUCGAGGGCAGCAGCGGAGCGAGUAUUCUGUACCCGGGCUCGCCGCAAGCGAUGGACCCAGGCGAAGCGGGGGUGCAUGGGCCGUGGCUGUUGGAGUUUGAAAGUGGGUCUGCCCCGCGGUUUACGCAGUUGCCACUGUCGCGGGUGUGUUACGACACGGUUGAGAUUGACUUGACCGACGUGGAUGACAAGCCGGAAUUUCAGCGGCGAUAUUUUGAAACGCUUCGGCAGCGGUUGAAAGAGCUGACCGAGAAUGCCUCGGCCCUGGAGUUCGUACUGUGGCGAGUAAGGCUCACGGGACGUACGGCGUGUCACGGAAAAUUGGCGGAGUACGUCAGCGAAGUUACCGCGGAGUUUUCGCUAAAUCACGGACAGGCUACGGGGACGGUUGAAAAGAAUACGAUCGACACGCAACUGGCCAUCGAUCUCGAAGACCUGGCUCGUGCGAGCGACCCGCCGGGUACGUUGGCGAAGUUGCUGUUGGAUUUGGAUUCGCCUGAAGGCAAAGGACCUGCCCUGGGGUUGCUGCAGAAGGCGUUGGAGUCGAUCGACGAGGCCCGGCAGUCGAAUGUUUAUCUGGCGGUGGCCGACGAUCCUCGACCGAGUGAAGAGGACGCGCGAGCAGGCAUGAAGGACCCCGAUCUGCACUUCACUUCGGUUAAGAUUCGCCGCCUGCUGGGUUUUCACGACGACGGAUUCGAUGUGCCGCGGCUUUCGCCGGGGGUGAACAUCAUCUACGGGCCGAACGCCGCGGGGAAGACGACGUUCGGAUUGGCGCUACGACAUCUGUUAUGGAGGACGCCGGAGGAGAUUCGGACCAUUUCGAUUGCCGGGGGACUGUCGGUCAAUGGUCGGCCGAUUGCGAUUGAUAUCGAUCAUGGUCGGGUGGUUUGCCAACAAGAUGGUCGCGAUAUCGAUCCACCUCGCGCUACGAGUACAGACAGUGCCGAUCGGUAUGUGCUGGCCUUGCACGACUUGCUGCAAGAUGAACAGCCAGACGGAAGUGCGACCUCCUUCGCUCAGCAUAUUCUCCGCGAGACGGCUGGUGGAUACGACGUUGCCCGUGCGGCCGACCUGCUGGGUUUCACUCCGCGGCCACGGACUCGCAAUUCGCAGGUGAAUACCGAUCUGCAGCAAGCUCAACGCGAGGUGAUCGAGUACCGGCACAAGCAGCAAGAAUUGGAAACGCAGGCCGCGCAGCUCGACGAGUGGUAUCGCAAACGUGAAGAAGCUACCGAAGCACAAAGGCGACUGUCGGUCAUCGCCCGGGCCGAGGCCCAUCUGGAGGCUGGCGAGAAGCUGCAGGAAGCUGAGUUGACCUUCAAGGCGUUUCCCGCCCAACUGGGCAAGGUGGACGGCGGGGAACUCGCGCGGCUGGAAGAGAUUCGGAAACGCCGCAGCGAGUUGGACAAAGAUGCCCGGGAGGUAGAGCAGAGUCGGGCCGAUGCACAACGGAGAAUCGACGAAGCAGCCCUGCCCUCGGAUAAGAUUUCCGUCGAACAGGUUGGCGUUUGGCGAGAUACGGUUCGGCGGUUGGGCGAGCUGCGUUCCCGAUCGGAGGAGGCCGCCCGACGUGUUGCGGAGCACCGUUCGCACGAAGAUUCGUUGACUCAGUUCUUCGGCGAGCACGGGCAAAGCGUGGAACUUGAGAAUGUGGACGCCGGUGUGGUGGCGGAACUUUCCAGCUAUGCGCGGAGUUGGUGCAACUGGAAUGUGCGACGCACGGCGAACGAUGAAGCGAUCCGGCUGUUGAAGGUCGAUGAAUCGGACGCCGAGGCCGAUGAUCUGCGGCAGUUGGCCUUGCUGCUGGAUCAGUGGCUCACCUUGAUCGAGCCUUCGCCGAGUGUGCUGCGGGCCGGAAAGUUCACCACGCUGACGAUGGCCAUACUGGCGGUGGCGCUGGUUGGCGUGUUGUUGUUUCACCAGCACUGGAUCAUCGGCGGGAUCGUGGCCGUUGUGCUGCCAUUUGCUUACCGGAUCGUGAAGCGGUACCUCGAGCAGAUCACCAUCGACGAGCGGACGCGGAUCGAAAAAGAGGCGGCGGUGAUCGAAGCGCCUCAGCCGAGUACCUGGACGCCGGAUACCGUCCGUAAGCAUCGCCACGCGUUACAAAACGCUUACAACGCGGCGACACUCAAUCAACAAAGGGCCACACGUCGUCGGGAGUUGGAAGACGAGCAACUUCGUCUGAAGCAAGAGGAUGAUCCCGCGUUUGUCACCGUGUGGAUGAAUCAUCUGUGCGACUGGCAACGGGCGCAUCGAACCCGGGUGGCUGCUGAGAAACAACUGGAGUCGAACCGCACAGAGAUUGAUUCGCUGCACCGAGAGCUUUGCGAAGCGUUAGCCGAGGUGGGCUGCGAGGCCGACGUGGCGGUCGAGCGUUUGGGUCCGACGAUCGAAUCGCUGGGGGUCCGUCAGCAGGAAGUGGCUAAAGCUCAGCCGAUCGUGGCUUCGUGUACCGCGCGACUGGCGACCAUCGAACAACAGAUGGCACAGCUCCGCGAGACGGAAGACGAAUUGUUUGAGAAGCUUGGUCUGCGUGCGGAAGACGAAGCGACGCUGCGUCUGUGGAUGGAAAGCUUUCAAGACUACACGCAGGCCCGACAGAAUCUCGACUUCGCUCGACGCGAACAUAAGAAGGCCGCCGAAGCGAUUGGCGACGUGGAGCCGUGGAGGGAUAAAUCUCGCGAGGACCUGGACGCCGAGCGGGCGAGGGCCGAGCAAAUUGCGGGCGAAGCGGCUGAGAUCGAUCGAAAGAUCGGCGCCAUCGAGCAGCAAGUGGCCGACGCCAAAGAGCAACACGAUCUGGAAGCGGCCCUCGGCGAGUUCGACGAGUGUCGUCAGCAGUUGCGCGAGCGACGUGACGAAGACGCCCGGGCGAUGGUGGGCAAUGUGCUGGCCGAGUAUCUCAAGCAGCAACAACGCGAACGCGAUCGACCGCCGGUAUUUCGCAAGGCGCAUGACGCGUUCGUUCGCAUAACACACGGGCGUUAUGAGUUGGACGUCGACGAAGGCGAUCCACCGCAACUGCGGGCGAUCGACACGGCCACCGGGCGUGGCCAGGCGUUGGAUGAGCUUUCCAGCGGCACACGGCUGCAACUGUUGCUGGCUGUUCGGGUGGCGUUUAUCGAACAGCAAGAACUGGGAGCCAAGCUACCGCUGAUCUUUGACGAGACGUUGGGCAACAGCGACGAACGGCGGGCCGGCGAGAUCAUCGACGCGGCGAUUGAACUUUGCCGCGACGGACGACAGUUGUUCUACCUCACUGCUCAAUGGGAUGAAGUAGCGAAGUGGCGUUCGGUGCUCAAAGACAAAUAUCCCGAGGUUCCGCUGACGGAGAUCGACCUGGCCGAGCGCCGUGGGUUCUCUGAACAAGAGCGGAUCCCGCCGGUCGAGUUGCCCAGAAUGCCGGAGCCGAUUUCGAUCCCCUCGCCGGAUGGUAGCAGCCUGGCGAGUUAUCGAGGGUUGUUGGGGGUUCCGGCGUUCGAUCCGUAUCGCCCGUUAGGAGCCACGCACCUGUGGUACCUGGUCGACGAUCCGCAAACACUCUACGAGUUGCUGAAGUUGGGCAUCAACAACUGGGGGCAGCUCGAAGCGUUGGCCGACCGCGGGGGCUUGCGACUGGAUGAAGUAGGCGAGGAUGUUUACGAGCGAGCCCAGGCUGCGAAGUGUGUGCUCGAGGCGUUCUGCUCGGCCUGGAAGAUCGGGCGGGGCCGCCCUGCCGAUCGGGCCGUGCUGCAGGAGAGCGGGCUAAAGGACAAGUGGAUAGAGCCAGUUGCUGAACUUUCCAAGAGGCUGCAGGGCGAUGCUACUGCUCUGAUCGAGGCCUUAAGGAAUCGCAAAGUGAAACGCUUCCCCUCCGCGACCGUCGAGGAAUUGGAGGGCUUCUUCCAGGAGAACCGCUACAUCGACAAGGUGGAACCACUGGCGAGCGAGGAGAUUCGCUCCCGCGUGGUGUCGGCGGCGGCUGAAUUCUUGAAUCGCGGUUUACUCGACGCACAACGGGUGGAUUGGCUAUUGAGGGUGAUCUCUUCACCCGAGGGCGAUCCGACUUCAAUCGCAGAAUCGCCCCCCAAACCACAGCGGCAGCGUGAGUUGAAACAUGACCACCGCGAAUUUCCAGCUCGAUCGACGCAUCGCGAUCGGGUGCCCUACCUUCCAGUUCGGUAUUGCUUGGCGAUUGCUGCCGCGUGCUUGAUUUUCGGCCCCAUGAUUUGCGUGGUCGUAAAAUACCGUAGCGACCGGCUGUCGGUGUGGUUGCUUGGCUUGGCCGCAUUGUUGAUCGGCUCUGGCUUAGCAAUGGAUCUACCAAGUAUUACCGAACCACUGCUCUCCAUGACAAACCUCAACCAAUCGAUUCUGCGUCGAGUGGUGCAGGACUCGCUUCACGAAUGCGGUGUGGCGCUGGUUUUUGCCUUGGUGGUUUCAUUGCUGAUCACGGCUUCGCAGAAUGCCUGGAAGUCGGGCGAGCAUGAACAACAAUUGCAGGUAUUAAACUGCGCGCUCGAAGAGAGCCAACGUUUGCUGGCUGAAGCGCAGGGGGUGGCGAAGCUGGGGAGUUGGAGUUGGAACCGUCAAACCAAUGAAACCGUAUGGUCGCAGGAGAUGCAGAAGAUAUUGGGGGUCGAGCACAAGGAUCCUUCAGAGUUGAUCUUCGACACCAUCGACCGAGUGGUUCAUCCCGACGAUCAUGCCCGAGUGCGUGCUGUAGCCAACGAAGUAUACACAACCGGCGUCGCCCGUCCGGUUGAGUUCCGGAUCAUCCGCCCUGAUGGCGAAGAGCGGAUCAUUUACGCCGACGGCACGAUUGUGAUGGCCGACAACGGGCUGCCCACGCACAUGCUGGGAACUGUGCUCGACGUAACCGAACGCCGUCGCAUGCAAGACGAACUCGAACGAAGGGUGGAAGAGCGAACCGCCGAACUGGCCGAAUCGAAUGAGCAACUCCGCUGUGAAGUGCAAGUUCGGCGCGAGGCGGAAGCAGAAGUAAGGGCCAGUGAAAAACGGUUUCGCGAAAUGGCUGAGAACUUUCACUCGGCUGUCUGGGUGCAAAAUGCCAUCUCAGGAGAACUGCUUUACACCAGCCCGGCGUGUGAGCGGAUCUGGAAGAUGCCAACGGAGCAAAUACGCUCCCAUUCCGAGGCAUGGCUAGAACGCGUCCAUCCGGAAGACCGAGAUGCAACCCGAAAGAAAUUCCGUGAUGCGCGGUUUAGUGAUCCGCCCUGUGCGGUAUCUGCGGAGUAUCGCUUGCUUUGGCCCGAUGGAUCGAUUCGCUGGAUAAGCGAUCGGUCUUUUCCAAUUCGCGAUGAGUCGGGCCAAGUUUAUCGAAUUGGUGGGGUGGCAACGGAUAUCACCGAACAACGUGCAGCGGCCGAAGCACUGCGGCACUCCGAUCGGCUUUCGGUCAUUGGUACGUUGGCCGCGGGGAUUGCGCACGAAAUCAACAACCCGGUGGGGUCAAUUCUGUUGUCUGCUCAGUUGGCACAGAAACAGAUGAAUGCCCCCAAUGGCAUGGAGGCGGUCUCUUCGCAGCUAUCUUCGAUUGUCGACGACGCACUGCGGUGUGGUCGGAUCGUGAAGAGUGUGCUGACUUUCUCGCGGCCCACGUCGAGCGAGAAGGAAGUUGCGCAAUUGAACGACGUGGUGCAAAGUGCCGUUUCGCUGGCGAAGAAAUAUGUGUCGAGCCGCAAGGCGACUCUUCGCAUGGAUCUACAGGAUGAGCUGCCGGAUAUUUCCAUCAAUUUCACAGAGAUCGAACAGGUUCUGAUCAACCUGAUUCGAAACGCAGUGGAAUCGAAAAGUGAAGGAGUCACGGUUGAUAUCAGCACGCAGCGGAGCAACGGUCGAGUGAAGGUUGUGCUGCACGACAACGGCUGUGGGAUUGCCGAAGAUGAAAUCAAGCGAUUGUUUGAUCCCUUCUACACAACGCGACGCAACGACGGUGGCACCGGCUUAGGGCUGUCGAUUUCCUACGGCAUUGUGAACGAACACGGAGGGACCAUCGCUGUGGAGAGCGAAGUGGGGAUUGGCACCCGGGUCACAAUCGAGUUGCCGGUGGCCUCGGAAGACCCAGGGGAUGACGGUGAUCUGGCGGGGCAACCGGCGGGGGUUUCGGCCGAAAAAUCCGUAUAA